This is a messenger RNA of Aethalodelphis obliquidens (Pacific white-sided dolphin), 1784 nucleotides long. RefSeq names its product pyrroline-5-carboxylate reductase 1 (gene PYCR1). Gene Ontology annotation, molecular function: pyrroline-5-carboxylate reductase activity. Gene Ontology annotation, biological process: L-proline biosynthetic process. The record is from RefSeq and is a predicted model, not a curated record. NCBI's taxonomy places the organism in Eukaryota, Metazoa, Chordata, Mammalia, Artiodactyla, Delphinidae. Bases 174 to 1136 code for a protein of 320 amino acids. The transcript has 8 exons.
CGGGCGUGGGGAGGGGACUCGGGCGUGGGGGCGUCCCCUUACCCCAUGCGUCUUCCCGACCCUUUCCGGAGGCUGGCUCACCCCUCUCUGCCCCGUCUGGGACCUGCAGGAGCAGCUGCUCCUGCGGAGACGGUGCCAGCUGUGAGGGCAGUGGGCGCAGGCCUCCAGACACCAUGAGCGUGGGCUUCAUCGGGGCUGGCCAGCUGGCCUUUGCCCUGGCCAAGGGCUUCACAGCAGCCGGUGUCCUGGCUGCCCACAAGAUAAUGGCCAGCUCCCCAGACAUGGACCUGGCCACUGUUUCUGCCCUCAGGAAGAUGGGGGUGAACCUGACGCCCCACAACAAGGAGACUGUGCAGCACAGUGAUGUGCUCUUCCUGGCGGUGAAACCACACAUUAUUCCUUUCAUCCUGGAUGAGAUUGCCGCCGACAUUGAGGAUCGGCACAUCGUGGUGUCCUGUGCAGCUGGCGUUACCAUCAGUUCCAUCGAGAAGAAGCUGACAGCCUUCCAGCCGGCCCCCAAAGUCAUCCGCUGCAUGACCAACACGCCGGUCGUAGUGCGGGAAGGAGCCACUGUGUAUGCCACGGGCACCCACGCCCAGGUGGAGGAUGGCAGGCUCCUGGAGCAGCUCAUGAGCAGUGUGGGCUUUUGCACGGAGGUGGAGGAGGACCUGAUUGAUGCUGUCACGGGACUCAGCGGCAGCGGCCCAGCUUAUGCAUUCACAGCCCUGGAUGCACUGGCUGAUGGGGGUGUGAAGAUGGGGCUUCCAAGGCGCCUGGCAGUCCGCCUCGGGGCCCAGGCUUUGCUGGGGGCCGCUAAGAUGCUACUGGACUCCGAACAGCACCCAGGCCAGCUCAAGGACAACGUCUGCUCUCCCGGUGGGGCCACCAUCCACGCCUUGCACGUGCUGGAGAGCGGGGGCUUUCGCUCCCUGCUCAUCAAUGCCGUGGAGGCCUCUUGCAUCCGCACACGAGAGCUGCAGUCCGUGGCCGACCGGGAGAAGGUCUCACCAGCUGCCAUCAAGAAGACCAUCCUGGACAAGGUGAAGCUGGACUCCCCUCCCGGCACCUUACUGGCCCCUUCUGGCCACUCCAAGCUGCUGCCCCGCAGCAUGGCCCCGGCAGGCAAGAAGGACUGAGGUGUCCAACCUGCCCGCAGGCCACUCUCUGCCUUUUCCUCCUGGGCUCGGAGCUCUGUGCUGGGAGUGUCUAGCCCCAGGCCUCACAGGAUGUCCUCACAUCCCCCGUGGCUCUGAUCCACUUGGGUCAGUGGAGCUGUAGCCAGGGAGGGGGCACAUCACUUCCCAGUGGGAACCUCCAUGGUCCCCAAGUGUGUCCUGGUCCAGAACAAGGAAGGAUUCUCUGACCUAAGCCUCCCCCUUCCUCUGCCCCCAAACCAGGUCAGGACCACCUUCCUCCAGGGCUUGGGGGGCUUCAGCACCCAGUGUCAGCUGGCUUGGGCUUGAGUACAAAGGUCAAGGUCCCCCCUGACCCACCCCACCCCAACCAUGAAGGCCCAGCCAAGGAGAGAGCUUGAUCCCACUCCUGCCCUUUCUCCACUCUGCACUCCUUCCUCAGUGUGGGAAGGGCCAGAGGGUCCCUGGAAUCCAGCAAAAGGGCCCAUGGUUCUUGGCCAGCGUGACAUUUGAGAAAAGGGCUCCUCAGAUGGUUGAACGCCCGAGGCCCCAAUACACUCAGGCCAUCAUCUCCCAUUCCUGGUCCAACCAACAGAUGCUGUCAUUUCUGUCUCUGACUUUUCAGGUUAAAUAAAUUCGUUUUCAGCCCCA